GAUGGUUUUGGAGAAGGAAUGGAAGAGGAAGAAGAUGAAGAUGAGUUGGAAGAAGGAGAAGUGAGAAGAUUGGGAAAGGCUUGGACUAGGGAAAGAGGGACAGGUGGGAUAUUAGCUUGGGAAGGUGAAUUAGUAGAUUCUUUAAUGGACAAAUUAGAGCAACAACAAAAAUUAGUCGAUACUCUUAAAUCCGAUCCAGAUACUUCAGAAGAAGAACAUUUCAAAUUAGUUUUAGUUCAAACAGAAAUGGAAAGAGUAAAAUACUUAAUAAGGUCAUAUGUCCGAUGUAGACUACAUAAAAUCGAAAAAUAUUCUUAUCACAUCAUUUUAACUCCUUCUUUACACAGUUUAUUAUCAGGUGCAGAACUAUCACACGCUCAAAGAUAUACAGAAUUACUUCAUACACAUUAUUCUCAUUCUGUUCUUGAUAGUUUACCAGAAUGGUUAAGGAAAAUGGAUGAUACGUAUGGUGAUGGAUUAUCGAUGGUGACCAGGCCAAAUCCGAACUUACCCGUGUUAAUUUACUGUAUACGUGAUUGUGGGGAAAUCAUACUAGACAGCGGAGAACAAGCCGCAUUGGCAAAAGGUUCCACCCACUUGGUCAAGUAUCGUCUAGUCGAGACUUUUGUCCUCUCUGGUCAAGCAGAGGUUUUGUGA
Molecule: messenger RNA, 657 nt
Organism: Tremella mesenterica DSM 1558
Lineage: Eukaryota; Fungi; Basidiomycota; Tremellomycetes; Tremellales; Tremellaceae
Exons: 5
Biological process (GO): DNA-templated DNA replication; double-strand break repair via break-induced replication
Cellular component (GO): GINS complex
Source: RefSeq, a predicted model, not a curated record